AUUGGACAUUUUGUCGCUUUUUGCUAGGAUCUACCGAAGCCGGGGCUUUCGAUUGCUCUGUUAGGCCGGAGGUGGAGGGGUCGCCCCCGUUUCACAGAGACUAGUCGGAGGCUCGGCGUUAGCGACGCCCACCGUGGCCCCGCAGCCGCGGCGAGACUUGGGAAGGCCGUGUAUGCGUCCCCGUCCUAGACCCGGGCCGCUCCGGGCCCCGCUGCGCACACCGAGUCCGAUGGCUGCGGCCGCGCCCGGGGACCGGGCUCAGGUCUGUGUGAUCUCAGAGGAUGUGUUUGUGUCCUUCUCCCGGGAAGAAUGGAUGCUCCUUGAUGAUUCUCAGAGACUUUUAUAUCAGGAUGUGAUGCUGGAAAACUUUGCACUUUUAGCCUCACUGGGCAUUGUAUCCUCCAGAUCACACUCAGUCGCCCAACUGGAGCAAAAGGAAGACCCCCAGAUGGCUGCCCAGGUGGAUAUGACCCCAGUCUCAGAAAGAGAGGCUCAGAAGGGACCUGGACUUGGUGGUUGGUGUGCAGUGGAGGAUGAGGCUACAUCCCCUGAGCAGAGUGUUUCUUUAGAAGGAGGGUCACAAGUCAGGACUCCGGUGGCAGGUCUGAAGCCCCAGCCAUGUGACAUAUCUGGCUCAAUAUUGAAAGAAAUCUUACACCUGACUGAAUACCAGGGGGGAGAAGCCAGGUUGGAACCACACACGGGCGGGGCCUGUUGGAAGCACUUCUGGCUCAGUGCAAACGUCCAUCAGCACCACACUGCAGAGAAAUCCUUCAGAAGAGAUGAGGGCAGGGACUCGGUGAACAGCUGCAGAUUCUAUGUGCCAGAGAAGACCUAUACACACAGUGAGGGUAGAAGGGACUUUACAGCCACCUCUGACCUUCAUCAGCACCAGGUCCCCCACAUUAGGAUGAAGUCCCACAAGAACACCAGGCUUGGGGGAGCCCUUCACCCUGGACAGCGGCAUCACAAGUGCAUCGAAUGUGGGAAAUUGUUCACCCGCAAAGACACACUUACUCGGCACCGGAGAAUCCACACUGGAGAAAGGCCUUAUGAGUGCAGCAAAUGUGGGAAAUUCUUUAGUCAAAGCUGUGACCUUUUUAAACAUGAGACCAUACACACUGGAGAAAGGCCUUAUGAGUGCAGUGAAUGUGGGAAAUUCUUUAGACAAAUCUCUGGCCUGAUUGAACACAGGCGAGUUCACACGGGUGAAAGACUCUAUCAGUGCAGUAAUUGUGGAAAAUUCUUUAGUAGUAAGUCUAACCUCAUUAGACACCAAGAAGUUCACACAGGAGCAAGGCCUUAUGUAUGUAGCACAUGUGGGAAAGAGUUCAGCCGCAAACACACACUUGUUCUGCACCAGAGGACUCACACUGGAGAAAGGCCUUAUGAGUGCAGUGAGUGUGGGAAGGCCUUUAGCCAAAGUUCCCACCUUAAUGUACACUGGAGAAUUCAUAGCAGUGAUUAUGAGUGCAGCCGAUGUGGGAAAGCCUUUAGCUGCAUCUCUAAACUCAUUCAGCACCAGAAAGUUCACUCUGGAGAAAAUCCUUACGAGUGCAGCAGAUGUGGGAAAGCCUUUACCCAAAGGCCAAAUCUUAUUCGGCACUGGAAAGUUCAUACUGGAGAACGGCCUUACGUGUGCAGCAAAUGUGGGAAAGAGUUUAACCGCAAACACACACUUGUUCUCCAUCAGAAGAUUCAUACUGGAGAAAAGCCUUAAUACCACAGCAGAUGUGGGGAAUCCUUUAGCCAAGGCCCCCAACUUAUUGUCCAUUUGAGAAUUCCUAGCAGUGAUUAGGAGUGCAGCAGACAUAGGACAGUCUUUCCCCAAGCACCAAACUUUAUUCAGCACUGGAAAAUCCACACUGGACAAAGGCCUCAGCAGUACAGGGAAUGUGCCAUCUCCUUGUUGAGCCUAACAGCUCUCUCCAGAGUGAAGCUCUGAGAGUAGGCUUUGUGAGGGAGCCAUCAUUCCAAAGUGGUACCUCAGACAUAGGAACUUCUGCACUGGGGAGGUUCCUUGUGAGUGCCUGGUAUGUCAGGUGCUAUCAGGAGCUGUGUUGCACAUUGUAAACUGCCAAGUCCCUUUGCCAGUGGCAAAAGCCGUCCCACUAUGACCAUCUGUCAGUCCCACAGUGUGUCAGUCACUCCAGCAUGCUUAGGCAGGUAGACCUGUGCUGUCUCCACAGUCCCUAGAAGGAGUCAUGAUUGGCCUCCAUGGCCCAUGGGGGGCCUCAUUUCCUCCCUUUUGUCUGGGUUAAGCAUGGAAAAAAUCACACAAGAUGGGUUUUCCAGGUAGCUUGCAAAGGUUUAUCUUCAUGGACUUUUUCAUCUUGUGUGAUGCUCAUUGUGGAUGUGUAUUGUCUCACGGCCUCCAGCCCUGGAAGCACAUGCCUCACCUCACUCAUGUUUGUACAAUAAUAAAGGGGUUAUUC
Callorhinus ursinus (northern fur seal) is the source of this 2435-nucleotide messenger RNA. RefSeq names its product zinc finger protein 671 (gene ZNF671). Gene Ontology annotation, molecular function: RNA polymerase II cis-regulatory region sequence-specific DNA binding; DNA-binding transcription factor activity, RNA polymerase II-specific. Gene Ontology annotation, biological process: regulation of transcription by RNA polymerase II. The record is from RefSeq and is a predicted model, not a curated record. NCBI's taxonomy places the organism in Eukaryota, Metazoa, Chordata, Mammalia, Carnivora, Otariidae.